Messenger RNA from Malurus melanocephalus (red-backed fairy wren), 676 nucleotides. It is a transcript of the gene MRPL53, whose product is annotated as mitochondrial ribosomal protein L53. Gene Ontology annotation, cellular component: mitochondrial large ribosomal subunit. The record is from RefSeq and is a predicted model, not a curated record. NCBI's taxonomy places the organism in Eukaryota, Metazoa, Chordata, Aves, Passeriformes, Maluridae. The transcript has 3 exons. The coding region runs from base 41 to 370 and encodes 109 amino acids.
GCGGGGGCUGCUGGGAGCUGUAGUAGGGGGCGGGGAGAARAUGGCGUCCAAGAUCAGCGUGGUGCUGAGGCCCGUGAAGAGUAUCGUGGUUCGCUUCUGCCCCUUCGAGCCCAACGUGGAGAGCACGAGAAAAUUUCUUCAAUGUAUUUACCAUAAAAAAGUCCAAGCUACUAAUACAAACUGUGAAGUGACUGCUGAUGUGAGACAUGAUGGAUCAGAACCAGUUGUAGAUGUUACGUUUGCUGAUGGAGAUCGACUGAUAAUGAAGGGAGCCCACCUGACAACACUGGAAAUGUUAACAGCAUUGGGGUCCAGAUGUAAUGCAAAAGACCUUAAGGAAGAACAGAAGAACAAGAAGAAGAAUGCAUGAAGAACAGAAAAACAAGUGUGUUUGCAUCUACAUGUGUUAUAAACAUCUGGCUGCACAGAAGGCUUUUUCCUUUAAAAACUGCAACAAAAUCUGAAAGAUGGCCAAACCACUUUAAAUGUUCCCUGCCUUCCCUUGAAGGAGAACUCUUCUUAACACUGGGGGUCAUGAUGGUUUAAGAUGCAUAAAUGCAUCUUUCUAAGCAGCUGCAUUUUGGACUAAUAUCACAUGUAUUUGCAUAUCAAUGUGAAUAAUACCCAUUAGCUAUUAAAUUAAUACUGCAAUGAAGCCAUGUCUCUUUAGACAUUA